AUGGAAUGGGGUUCUGUAUCCUUUCCUGGCUUUCCAUCACUUCGCAACAAAGAUGGUGGAACCCUAGUAAAUGAUGAAGUCAAGAUUCUUGCAGAGGUUGAUGUUCUUGAAUCUAUUGACAAGUUAUAUAUACCAAAGAAACUCGAGAAGACAACCAUACCUCAGAGUAAGAUAGAUGAAAAGUAUGCCGCAGUAGAAACCGUGCGGAGUAUCUUUGAGAGACAUCCAAACAUUGCUGUAGGGUUCCAUUCAAAGAACCAACAUCUGAGGAAAGCAUGCAUGAACUCUCUUCUAUGCUUAAUUGAGACCAUGUGCCAAUCACUUCAGGAGCUCUCCAGUGAGGAUCUUGUGCAAGCAGACGUUGCACUGACGUAUCUGAAAGAUUCAGGAUUUAAGUUGGAUUGGUUGGAGAUGAAGCUGGACCAAGUUAAAGUGAAUAAGGAGAAAGAGAUGACUUGUUUGGCCAUCCUACAAGAAACAGAGGAAAAUUUACUAAACUUGAAGCAAAAGUGUUCAGAGGUGAAGGCAGAGUUGGCGGAGACCAAAACUCCUCUGUCAUUCGAUGAUGUUGUUUGA
Molecule: messenger RNA, 576 nt
Organism: Brassica napus (rape)
Lineage: Eukaryota; Viridiplantae; Streptophyta; Magnoliopsida; Brassicales; Brassicaceae
Product: MATH domain and coiled-coil domain-containing protein At3g58410-like
Exons: 2
Coding region: 1-576 (191 amino acids)
Molecular function (GO): protein binding
Source: RefSeq, a predicted model, not a curated record